This is a messenger RNA of Rotaria sordida, 252 nucleotides long. The record is from the annotation of a GenBank genome assembly. Lineage: Eukaryota; Metazoa; Rotifera; Eurotatoria; Philodinida; Philodinidae.
AUGUUCAAGCCAUGUGCACGUGAUCCAUUUAUUGAUGAUAAUAUUGAAUUUGCACGGCGAUUACGGGAUCUCAAAGUUUCUCAUCAUUUAACUGUAGUCGAUGAAUGGCCACAUGGUUUUCUUGAUUUUGGCUUUGCAGCAUCAGAUGUUGCACAAUAUAAUAUUGAGAUUUUAAAUAUGUUGCAAAAAAUUCUUCAACAAUCAUCAUCAAAUGCCGAUGUCAUUGCUUCAGUACCGGAUCAUAUUGACUAA